AAAAAAAAAAAAACUGAACACAUAAAAGGGGCUUAUCGGGGAAAAAAUCGAUAAUGGGGUAUAAUUCGCAAAUAAUAAAGGAGUGAAUCCAUCUUCUUUCAUGAAAGCUGCCUGAGACCCACAAAUCCUUCUCGUUAUCGCGACGAUCACCGUCCCUCCCCUUCACUUCUCUCACUCUUUUUCGUUGAAAGAAACAAUCUUUGGUGUCUUCGGUGAUAUGGCGCAGAAUGACUCGUUGUCUGAGUUCCUGCACGUUGCAGUUGAUGCAGCGAAGACAGCCGGCGAGGUAAUUAGAAAAGGCUUUUAUCAGACCAAACAUGUUGAGCAUAAAGGCCAGGUGGAUUUGGUUACAGAAACUGACAAGGCUUGUGAGGAUCUCAUAUUUAAUCAUCUCAAGCAGCAUUUCCCUUCACACAAGUUCAUCGGGGAAGAAACUACUGCUGCAUUUGGGGCGACUGAGCUGACUGAUGAACCUACCUGGAUUGUCGAUCCACUUGAUGGAACAACCAACUUUGUGCAUGGGUUUCCCUUUGUUUGCGUCUCUAUUGGUCUUACAAUCAAGAAGGUGCCCACAGUGGGUGUUGUUUACAAUCCAAUAAUGGAUGAGCUUUUCACUGGCAUUCUUGGAAAAGGUGCUUUCCUGAAUGGUUCUCCAAUAAAAGUAUCAUCUCAAAGUGAACUUGUGAAGUCUCUUCUUGCUACAGAGGCUGGAACCAAACGUGAUAAGUUAACCUUGGAUUCCUCUACCAACAGAAUUAAGAGCUUGCUUUUCAAGGUGAGAUCCCUUCGUAUGUCUGGCUCCUGUGCAUUGAAUCUUUGUGGCGUUGCAUGUGGAAGGCUUGAUUUAUUUUAUGAAACUGGAUAUGGGGGUCCAUGGGAUGUGGCAGGUGGUGCUGUGAUCCUCAAAGAAGCAGGAGGACUUGUUUUUGAUCCGUCUGGUGGUGAUUUUGACAUCACGUCCCAGAGAGUUGCAGCUUCAAACGCUCUCUUGAAGGAUGCAUUUAUUGAAGCUCUGCAGCAAUCAGAGUGAAAGGGCAGCACCAAAGUAAGGGAAGAAAAAAAAAGAUUACAAGUUAAAGUUACCCUCUCUUCAUAAUCAGUUCACCAUGCUAUUCUUGAUACCUUAUGAGAUUUAAGGCCAUUGUUAGCUCAGAGUUCAAAACUGUAAUAAAUUCUCAUUGCGAGACAACCCUUUAUCGGAUGCAAAAAUCAUUUACAGAGUCGAGUUCAAAUGAAAUUACAGUCAACAUGCCCCAUGAUUUCA
This is a messenger RNA of Tripterygium wilfordii, 1264 nucleotides long. Its product is annotated as inositol monophosphatase 3-like. The record is from RefSeq and is a predicted model, not a curated record. The coding region runs from base 218 to 1030 and encodes 270 amino acids. Lineage: Eukaryota; Viridiplantae; Streptophyta; Magnoliopsida; Celastrales; Celastraceae. Gene Ontology annotation, biological process: phosphatidylinositol phosphate biosynthetic process; signal transduction; inositol metabolic process. The transcript is spliced from 12 exons. Gene Ontology annotation, molecular function: inositol monophosphate 1-phosphatase activity.